AUGUCACAUACGUCGUCGCAGCGAAGCACAACAGAAACCAGUGGAGAUGGAGCAGUUGCAGAUGAAGGAGCAGUUGAUGUUGCUAAGGGAACGACUGUGCUAGAUGAAAGGGCACCUGAUGCCGACACAGGAGCGCUACCUGUAGAUGGAGGAACACUUCAUGUGCAUGAAGGAGCACCUGUUGCGGAUGAGGAAUUAAAUGUUGUGGAUAAAGUGAUUGCUGGGGCAGUGAAAAAGCACGACACGGCGAUGACGCCAACUGUCGGGUCCGAUCUGCUCUGCAAACACGAUGAAGCUGAGAACGAUGAAAAACAAACGGCCGACGUUCUAGUUUUUGCCAGCAGUGUUCAUACGAACGGGAUCGCUGAAGCAAGUGAGGAAAGCGAUACUAAUGAGGAAACUGACGAUAGCCAAGAGGGGGUGAAGGAAGGAAUGGAGAAGGAAGAGAAUGAAGUGGAAAGGAAUGAGGAUGAGAAGGUAAACGAAGAGAAGGAUGGAGCACCAGUCCGCGCCAGAAAGGGCAUAACAGAUGAAUUUGUGGAUGAUAUUACUCUUGAUUACGAUGAGGAGGAUGAUGCGGCGUGUUACGAAUAA
Molecule: messenger RNA, 594 nt
Organism: Gongylonema pulchrum
Lineage: Eukaryota; Metazoa; Nematoda; Chromadorea; Rhabditida; Gongylonematidae
Source: the annotation of a GenBank genome assembly